GCGUUUUCAAUGCUGUCACGUGAGCUGUUGGACUUCCUCCGCGCCCGCCACGUGGACUGCUCUGUGGAGACGGGAGGGGACGACCUCUACCACUGGAUUCUAUGGAAAGUGAUUGUGGUGGGCCCCGAGGACACGCCGUACAGCGGCGGCUGUUUCGUGUUCGACCUGUACUUCCCGCCGCAGUACCCCAACGUGCCCCCCCAAGUAAGGACGUGCGUGCCUCUACGUGUGUGUUUUAGGGACAACAUACGUUUUAUGGAAAAAAUAUGUGUUGCAAAGCUGCUUUGGAGGACAGACCCUGGGAGGAGGGGGUGA
Volvox carteri f. nagariensis is the source of this 315-nucleotide messenger RNA. RefSeq lists its product as uncharacterized. Gene Ontology annotation, molecular function: ubiquitin conjugating enzyme activity. The annotation marks the transcript as partial. The transcript has 2 exons. The record is from RefSeq and is a predicted model, not a curated record. Lineage: Eukaryota; Viridiplantae; Chlorophyta; Chlorophyceae; Chlamydomonadales; Volvocaceae.